This is a messenger RNA of Acanthamoeba castellanii str. Neff, 2058 nucleotides long. RefSeq names its product protein kinase domain containing protein. Gene Ontology annotation, biological process: protein phosphorylation; intracellular signal transduction. Gene Ontology annotation, cellular component: nucleus; cytoplasm. Lineage: Eukaryota; Discosea; Longamoebia; Acanthamoebidae. Bases 1 to 2058 code for a protein of 685 amino acids. The transcript is spliced from 11 exons. The record is from RefSeq and is a predicted model, not a curated record. Gene Ontology annotation, molecular function: protein serine/threonine kinase activity; ATP binding.
AUGAAUUGGGAUACUGCAGAAGGCCAGCCGAUGGAUGAAUCGAUGGGAUUCAUCUUCGAAGAUCCCGUAACAUACGAGAUAAUGGAUGACGAGGAGACCACCUGCCCCGUAUGCAAUACCAACUUCUACAAGCAGGACGUGGUGCCCAACUACAAGCUCAGGGAGGCCAUCGAUCGAUACCUGCAGGACAAAGAGGCCCGCGACAAGCUCGCCGAGGACGAGAGGCGCCGCGCCGAACAGGACAAACAGCGAAUCGACGAGGAGAGGCGGCACCGCGAGGAGCUCAGCGAGCAGGUGAGGCUCGAAGAAGCGCAGCGAAGGCGCGCCGAGGAGGAGAAGGCCCGGCUCGAGGCCGAGAAGGAGAGAAUCGAAGCCGAGAACCGGCGCAUGGAAGCCGAGUUCGCGCGGCUCAAGGACCAGGAGCGGAAGCGCAUGGGCGAGCUCGAGGAGAUGAGGCGCCAGCACCAGCAGCUGGAGCUGGAGCGCGACGAGAAGCGGCGGGCCGAGGAGCAGGAGCGCAAGCGGCUCGAGGAGGACACGCGCAAGCGCACGGCCGCGGAGCAGCACAAGCUGCGAGAGCGCGAGGAGGAGAACCGGCGGCGCGAGGAGGAGGAGAAGCACCGCCUGGAGGAGAUGGAGCGCCGGAGAGUCGAGCUCGAACGAAAGCUGCGCAUCGAGAAGGAGGAGAUGCAGGAGCUGCGACGAAAGUGCAUGAUGUUGGAAGAAGGCACGCGAUACAAGAGUAGGAAGACACAGGAGCAGAUAUGGUCAGUUUGGAAUUACAUACCGUCGGUCCCCAUAGCGAUGCCCACGAGCUGGAGUCUGUCGUCGUGGAUUUGGGGAUCGUCCACACCGACCGGUCCACUUGUCCAUAAGUUUACGGAUUACAAGAUCGAUUGUAGGCGCGGGUCGCACAGGAACUGUCCGGUGUGGCGAGCCGUGGAGAAGAAGCAAGGGGACGUAGUAGCGUUGAAGAAGCUGCCCAGCAGCGGAGGAAACACGCUGGUGUUCCGAGAGCCCAUGCUGCAUCACAGUCUCUCUCACCCCAAUAUCCUCGAGCUUAAAGGCAUAAUGCGGGAUGAAACAAAGAAUGAUGUUUACAUGGUGCUUCCCUUCGUCGAGUAUGAUCUAGAUCACGCGAUCAACGCCAUCAACACCCCAUUCAACACAGCCCAGCUUCGUCACCUGAUGAACCAGCUCCUGCUCACCGUUUGCUAUCUUCACUCAGCCCACAUCGUGCACCGGGAUAUCCAACCGACCUCCAUCAUGCUCAGUCACGCGGGUAACGGGCGCAUCUGGCUCACCUCGCUCGGCAAGGCGCGCAAUCUGUGCAACAAGCCCUUUGACAUCCUGCCGGCCUCGUCGUACCUGGGCUAUCGCGCGCCGGAGAUCAUCCUGACGGCGCCCCACCUGCAGAAGAAUCUGUCGGAGGAGGACUGGAAGGCCGCCGACGUGUGGAGCUGCGGAUGCAUCCUCGCACAACUUCUCUUCAAGAAGCCGCUGUUUGUGGGAACGGGCACGGACCACCAGGACCGGAUCCUGAAGAGCAUCCUCUCCUACGCCGACUGCGUGCGCACGCUGGGCGACAUGCCCUCGCGGUUCACGCUGCUCAACACCCACCCGGCCAUCGAGGCCGAGCCCACCCGAUCGCUGCGGCAGCUGUUCUUCCCCGAGGAGGACUACGACGAGCCACCAGCGGGAUCGCUGCGGCGCAAGGGCAAGGGCCAGGGCCAGGCGGCCAAGGGCAAGGCCAAGGCCGCCGUGGUGGCUGCGCCUGGGAGGGACGAGCCGCUCGAUCUCGCCAACGCCGGCGCCGUGGCCGUGAUGGACGAGCGCACCAAGGAGGAGGCUCUCGACCUGCUCAGCAAAAUGCUCACCUUCGACCCCGAGCAGCGGAUUACGGCGUACGACGCGAUCAACCAUCCGUUCUUUGCGUGUUUCGAGAGCCUGCGGGAGAGGAGGAAGAACCUCUGGCAGUGCCCCGACGACAUCCUUGCCUCGCUGCGCGACGAGAACGUGACCCGAUUCCUGACCUCCGAAUGCGCCGGCAUCGUCUGA